Messenger RNA from Meira miltonrushii, 1524 nucleotides. Its product is annotated as MFS general substrate transporter. The coding region runs from base 1 to 1524 and encodes 507 amino acids. Gene Ontology annotation, biological process: transmembrane transport. The transcript has a single exon. The record is from RefSeq and is a predicted model, not a curated record. Lineage: Eukaryota; Fungi; Basidiomycota; Exobasidiomycetes; Exobasidiales; Brachybasidiaceae. Gene Ontology annotation, molecular function: transmembrane transporter activity.
AUGACGUGGUUAAAAUUUUGCGGGGUUGUCUUCGCCAUUGCACUUUCGUUGUUUAUCUUUUCAUUGGACCAGUGCAUCAUGGCAACAGCCUUUCCAGCCAUUGCAGAUAAUUUUAAUGCGUUGGAUAAGAUGGCUUGGUUGGUGAAUUCUGUCUUUUUGACGCUGAUCGGAUUCAGUUUAGCAUAUUUGCAGUGGUGUCAAUUCGUGCCGGCAAAGCAUAUUUCCAUGUUUGCCAUCCUGGUCUUUGAGAUUGGUGUACUGGUAUCAAGCAUUGCGAACUCCGUUCCGGUAUUAUUGGCAGGAAGAAUGAUUUCCGGUGUAGGAGCAGCAGGAUUAUAUAAUGGAGCAAUGUUGAUCGUUACCGAAACAUUUGAGCUUCACACAAGAGCAAAAGUCUUGAGCUUCUUUGGAAUAACUUUUGGCGUAGCUGCGGUCGUUGGACCUUCGGUUGGUGGAACGCUUGUUCAACAUUUAAGUUGGAGAUGGUGUUUCUUUAUCAGUCUACCGUUUGGUAUGAUCAGCUUUAUCAUGAUCGUCGUUUUGAUCAAAGCUAGGCCGCCGCUUGGCUUUGAAGCAAUUUAUACAGGCUACGAUUGGACAAUGUUGGAUCGAUUGCUGCAUUGCGAUUGGUUGGGAAUUGCUAUGACACUUGCUUGGGGUGUUUGUUUGAUUAUGGCGAUGUCUGAAGGUGGUCGUUCAUUGCCUUGGGAUAGCGCUGCUCAAAUCUUCUUGCUCGUAAUGCUUGGCGUUCUUCCGAUACUCUUUGCAUUAUGGGAGUACUAUCUCGGCAAGCAUGCAAUGUUACAACUCAAAAUCUUGCGAAGUCGUAAUAUGCGUUCUGCAUUGGCAGUUGGAAUGUGCACUUAUGCAUCUUGUUCUGUGGUCUUAUUCUUUUUAGCAGAAAUGCUUCGAGCAUUAUACAACGUUGAAGGCACGAUUGGAGGACUGAUGAUUUUACCAUUAAUUGCGGCUCAAACUGUCUCAAUAAUGAUUGCAGGUGAAAUUGUCAUUCGUACAAAUCUUGCUUGGCCGUUGUUAGUCUUGGGUCCUUUUUUAGCAACGAUUGCAAGUUUCAUGAUGAGCACAUCCACUGCAAAAACGCCAGUUUCAUUUACCGUUGGACUUUCUGUACUUACUGGGAUUGGAGCUGGUAUCAUUUCACAGUCGGUCGUCAUUCUUGCUCAGCUUCAAUAUAGGGAUGAUUCGGAAUUAAUAGGUGCGGCAACGGGUUUGGUCAUCUUUUCGAACAAUCUGGGUAGAUUUAUUGGAGCAUCGAUUGGCUCUUGUAUCUUUGGAAAUGUAAUGAUUCAUCAACUUUCAGCACAAGUUCCGAAUUUGGACAAAGAUUUACUCGUUCUCGUUACCCACAACGCACAUUCCAUUUGGACACAAGUGCCAGAGGUCAUUCGUCCGUUGGUGGUACAAGCGUAUCGAGUAACAUUGAACGAUGUUUUCAUUGCUUCUGCCUGUUUUGGCGCUUUAGGUGUCAUUUCUGCAUUUUUUGCUGAAUGGUAUCGUUUGUAG